Molecule: messenger RNA, 1890 nt
Organism: Chara braunii
Lineage: Eukaryota; Viridiplantae; Streptophyta; Charophyceae; Charales; Characeae
Source: the annotation of a GenBank genome assembly
GCUCCGUCAUCCCCCAAAAAAAAUAGUUUGUGGUCCUCCAGUGGGUUCGUUCCCCCGGAACGACAAUGCUGGGCCAUCUCGGUCGUCCAGUCGGCAAGACGAAGGCACCCGUGUCAUCAUGUACAAAAGGAAGGCCAUGGCAACUCCUCCAUCUCCCACUCGCCAGAAGGACGAUGGUGGUGCGUCCUGGAGGGCAACAAUGCGGGAGAUAAGCGAAGGAUCAGACGACGAAACGGAGAACGAUCCUAUGACUUUUGUUGGUCGCUAUCCACCGGGUAAUCAUGCCGUCAACGAUAAGGAAUGUGGGGUCGACGAGGACGACGUCGAAGAGGCAAAAUGCGAGGAGGAUUAUGAGGGCGAGGAGCGUGAAGAAUCUAUACACGACUGCGAGGACACUCAGAGCUCUCAAGUGGCAGCCGCUGAAAGCUUGAAGAAACGGAAAGGGUCGGCGUCAACCAGGACCACAAAAGCGGAGAAACAUCCACCGAAAAGAAAACAGACGCUUGAUGAAGGUGAUUCUGAAGAGGAUGCCGAAGAGGUUCCUCCAAGAGCUCCAUUGGAACAGACACAACCUUUCGCCAAAACCCAUGAUGACGCCAUCGACACAACACAAUGCUUCUUCUUGGAGUUCAAUGAAGAUGGGUUUGCGAAGAAGAAACGAGAACACACUCAAGUGGAUGACACGAAGAUAUUGCCAAUUCCUGAAGGUGACAUCUUCUUCAACCAUAGAACAUUAGACAAAACAUUGGUGCAAUCCAUAUAUGAUGUGAUCCAUGAUGCGGCCAAGGAAACCAAUAGGAAGUGGGAUAUCAUGACUUUCAUCCUGGCUCCAUUGUGCCCAAUGGACGGGUAUCAAGGUGGACAGAUCACACCGAAACAAUUCCAAGUGGAACUAGCUCAUACAUACAAUUGGUAUGUUGUUGCUGGCCAGCACAUGGUUGAGGCAAUGAACAGACUCAUUAAGGACAAGUCACCAACCGAGAAAGUGUAUGGCUUGAGGUCAUACUCUCACGUACGUGUUGUCUACUUCGACGAUGAUACAAAGAGAGGAUAUUCGUACAUCUCGACGUUCGACAACAUGAGGGAGGAGCGUUCCAUCCCGAGAUCCUUUUCGUCAUCUGUGCGGAAAAUCAGAACAUUUUGGGAUAAGCAGAAUGACAGGAUACGUCCUCCAGGCAUCGUGUCAAAAGAAGAGUGGAACGUUGAGUUCUUCAUCAGUUAUGCCGCCAUCAUGGAUAGGUACAACAAAAGCGGCCUGACUGACGAGAAAUGGAUUGAGGAACGAGACCGCAUCCCUGACGACAAAACGAGGAAGGUGCCAAGGCGUUUGGGCGGUCCAAAUGAGGAAAAUGGUGAGAACAGUACGGGACUGGAGGCAACCCAGGCCAUGUACAAGGAAGCUCUAUUCCACCUCAAGUGUUUCAUUUACGAGGCGAUCGACUGCUUGGACGAUCUGAGAGCGGAGGUUAAUCGAAUAUCCUUCAGUGCUUGUCACAUCUUUUGUGAAGUGGGGGAGAGGAUUACCACGAUUCUAUCAUUUGAAAUCGAACCGAAGGGGGUGCUCACCGACAACGCGGAGGUUGUUGUGACAAGCAGGGACUAUGCAGACUGGGCACGUAAAGACGGCAACUUCAACAACAUCGAUUGCGAUGAGGACACAUCAGACUCCGACCUCAACGUUCCAUUGCACGCGAUGCGAGGUGUGGUUGAGGGAGCACAUGCUGAUGAGCCCCAAGGAAGCACCAAUAGAGCUGUGGAGAAGAAAGGUGGAACAAAGAAGAAGUACGGAGGUGCAAAAAGGGAUGGACGAUCCACUUAGCAACGGAUAAGUUAUCGGAGAAGGAGACGACCGCGGUACAACAUUUGCAAGAGUAAAUGAAAGUGGAGAAU